AAAAACAAUGCACAAGCGUUGUCGUUGCAUCUUAGGCCACACAUAAGGGAGUGCUGUGCAACAAGUGCUGACUAGUGACCUCUUAUGGCCUCCCCUCUCCUUCUCUCUAGUUUGUCAACUUCACCUGCCUGAACCACCAAAGCAACCGCGAUUGACGUACGGGAGAGAUGGUGUUGCCGGCGGGGUUAGUAGCGGAGAAAGCGGCGGCCACUGCGUUCGCGAACGUCGUCCUGGGAAGACUCAUCAAGGAGCUGGAGAACAAGUACCAGAUUUGGAGUAGCAUCCACACUGAAAUCUCGUCUCUGCAGGAAGACCUCAGGAUCCUGGCGGCAGCCGUAGACGAUCAGCAGGUCAGUGUUGCAGGUUCUUGUAGCACGGUGGUCAGGAGGGUGUACGGCGAGCAGAUCCGAGAGCUGACCCACGACAUCGAAGACUGCGUGGAGCGCUUCCUGCACCGCAUCACCUGCAAGGCCGGAGCCUCGCGGGCUCGCCGGACAGCACACGCCUUGAGGUCGCUCCGCCGACGUCUCCGGUUUGCCGCCAAGAUCAAGGAGUUCCGGAGUCGCGUCGUGGAAGCACGCGAGCGGGCGUUGAACGCUGCGACUGGUGCUGCUUCUGCAAGUGUGCCUGAUAGCGGUGGUGCCCAAUCCUCCAGCAAGCAGGGAUCCAUGCAGGGUUGCCCACCCGUGGGUAUCGAAGAGGCCAUAAAGGAGCUUCGUGCUCUGCUCCACAUCGAACCAAACGACCAAGAUGGAGCUGCGAUUCAGGCUCAGCUGCGGGUGGUCGCCAUGGUGGGAUUUGGUGGCUCGGGGAAGACGACCCUCGCAAGGGCAGUCUACGAAAUAGUCCACAGGCAACGGGCACUUCCUUGUGCUUGGAUUGACGGGCACUCGCUGGAUCAUACGGAUGCUGAUAGCAUAGUCAAACAUAUACAAGACAUGCUUCGUUCCGGUGAAGGGUGUCCCCCUUCCACGACGUUAUCUCUCCACCAGGACAAAGGAAAAAGGCAUUUAAUCGUUAUUGAUGACAUUAAGAAGAAGCACUUGAUACACUGGGAUACAGUGAGGAAUGCCUUCAGGAAUAAUGGGAGAAUAAUUUUGACAACGAACAAUCGGUUCGUAGCUAAUAGAUGCUGCAAUCAUCCCCGCGAAGAGGGUAGAUGUACCUUUGGUCAUGUGUAUAACAUGAGAAGUCUUGGAGAGGAAGAUUCUAGAAAAAUUGCUCUGCUUGGAAGAGAUACACCUGAGAUAGUGAUGGGUUCAGAAAAACUGCUGAAGAAAUGUGAUGGUCUUCCUCUAGCACUUUAUAGUGUGGCCUGCGAACUAGGCUCUGAAAUGGAACCUACGGGGAAAUUCUGCAAAAAAUUAUGCAGUGACCUGGGUACAUAUCUGGAACGCGAAGACGACGAGCCUAACUUUGCAAGGCUUCGAGUUGUGCUUAGGGAAAACUACACCAGUCUGUCCAAUCACACUGUAAGGACCUGCUUGUUGUAUCUAGGUAUAUUCCCAAUUGACCGUCCACUAAAAAAGAACGUAAUAAUCAGGCGAUGGCUGGCUGAAGGAUAUGCACGCCAUUAUGAAGGGAGGCACCAAAGUGUAGCUGAUGAGAAUUUCAAGGCCUUUACCCACAGGAGUAUUGUUCUGCCUGCUGUACCAAUCAGUAAUUUCAUAGAGAAGGCGUGCAAAAUUCAUGGUAUCAUGCACGCCUUCAUGUUGCACAAAUCCAUGUGCAGGAAGUUCAUCAUGCCCUUUGGUACUCAGCACAAAAAAGUCCGCCACUUGUUUAUCCAUGAUAGCCAAUGUGGAAAUUAUGAAAUCAAGCCCGACAUGGAUUUAUCUCGGGCCCGAUCUCUGACUGUCACAGGGCAAGCAGGUGGUGCUAUUUCCAGGUUCAACAAGUACAAACUUGCAAGAGUGUUAGACCUGGAAGGAUGCAUUGAUGUGAAAGAUUGUCAUGUUAAAGACAUAUGCAAGCUAUGGAAUCUGAGAUAUCUAAGCCUCGGGCCUGAUAUCACAGAGAUACCCAAGGAAAUUGCACAACUGAAGUUGCUGGAGACACUUGAUGUAAGCAAGACAAGGGUGAAUGUGCUCCCUGUGGAGGCCAUUGGACUACCCUGUUUGAUUCAUCUGAUUGGAAAGUUUAAGCUUGAAGAUCCCGUCAAGAUGAAGAAGCCGCCAAAAGAAUGUAUGCUGGAGACCGUUGCGGGGAUUGUUGCCGACAAUGGUCGGGGAUGUUUGCAACUUAUGGACCAUAUGAAAAAGUUAAACAAGGUCAAGAUAUGGUGUGAGGGUGAGGAAACCAAACAAGGUCAGAUUGACAUGAAUAAUCAACUCUUCAAGGCCAUCCAAAAGUACAUCAAGAAACCUCCUAUGGAUGAGCUAAAUGAUCGCUCCCUGUCCCUUCACUUCCAGAAAUUGCCCCAAGGUUCCCUGACUGUUCUAGAUCAACUUUGUGAAGACCACAGCUCGAGGGCAGGAGAUUCAUAUCAUCUCAGCUCGCUCAAGCUACACGGAAACUCCAGCUCAGCCACAUUGCCUAAGUUUGUUGCCUUGUUUCAUGAUCUCACUACGCUAAGCAUUUCGACUAGCAUGACUGUGACUCAACAUCUUCUGUCAGUCAUUGGCGAGAUGGCUAAAUUGUUGUACCUGAAGAUGACUGCGAACAGCAUCGACGGCGAUGGUUUCGUCAUAGAAGAUGGGAAGUUCAGGAGCCUGAAGCGCCUAUGUCUUGUGCUGAAAGUUGUGAGACCAUUGGUCCUAUCAAUUGAAGAUGGAGGUGGGCUGGCCAUUAGCUCGCUCCAGCUGAUCUGUAAGAAUCUAGAUGGUCUCUCGUGCGUCGGAAUCAGGCACCUCCCUGAACUAAAGGAAAUUGUCCUUCAUCCUGAUGUGGAUGAAGAAGCAAGGCAAGCGUGGGAAGCUGAGGCAAGGAACCACCAUAACAUGCCACAUGUUUUCUUCAUCCCAAGUGACCUUGAGGACACUGACCACUCCAGAGUGGAGGCUGCGAUCAACGCUUUUUCUCCGGUUGAAGUAGCACAUUCGGAUCACAUGCGACAGGAACCAGCUGCUGCAGUUGUGGGGGAACCAGCACAUGAGGAUCACAUGGAGGUGGAGCUGGAGAAUAAUUUUAAAGCUCCGGUCAAAUCAGGCCCCGUGGUUAAUUUCCACGUUAACGGAGUACAUGAAGGUUGGGACAAGGAAGCUUUGGUGAAACCGCCAAAUAUGAAAAAAGGGAAGCUUGCUCAGAUGCAGAAAAACACGGCAGCCAAUCCGGCGGCCCAACUUGCAACGGCCAGCGCGUGUAAUCCGACGCCUCAAUAAUGCAGCCGAAAGCCAGCGCGUUCAAAAUUUGCAGUGCAGGCGUUGACGUUUUUUGUGUGCACUUUAUGUUAGAGCUUCUGUUGAGCGUUGUUUCCUCUCUCCGGUGCCCAAGAAGCGAAUAUUUUAACGAGCGGAGUAAUUUUUGAAUGCAUAUUGAAGAUGCUCUUAUAUAUUUUUGCAAUGACA
Molecule: messenger RNA, 3506 nt
Organism: Hordeum vulgare subsp. vulgare (domesticated barley)
Lineage: Eukaryota; Viridiplantae; Streptophyta; Magnoliopsida; Poales; Poaceae
Product: disease resistance protein RGA4-like
Exons: 4
Coding region: 168-3320 (1050 amino acids)
Biological process (GO): defense response to other organism
Molecular function (GO): ADP binding
Source: RefSeq, a predicted model, not a curated record